This is a messenger RNA of Marchantia polymorpha subsp. ruderalis, 1491 nucleotides long. NCBI's taxonomy places the organism in Eukaryota, Viridiplantae, Streptophyta, Marchantiopsida, Marchantiales, Marchantiaceae. The record is from the annotation of a GenBank genome assembly.
GGCCGUCGAAAGGGAUGGCACGAUGGUGCCUCCAAAGCUCGUGAGGAGUUCUUGUCGAGGCCGUCUUGUGGCUGAGCCAAGAAAGAGCUCUCGAUGUUUUACGGAUCAGAUUGAUGCGCACAAGAUUGAUCAAGGGAGGCUUUUCAUCAGAAAGAUUGUUUCUUUUUUUGUGAAAAUCGUCGAUUCGGUGUUUCGAGUCCUCUGGUUUUCUUCUCUCUAAAAUGCAGAAGGCUCGGCAGGGAACAAUGAAAGUCAUCAGUAAGCAAAGCCAGGCCAAGACUAAAAACGUGGAUGGGGACGUCUUUCCAGCAAGAUUUUCAGAAGAAGACUUCUACACAUCCUACCUUCUUCGUGCUCAAGACAAUCCUUCCACGUUUGCUGCACCAACUUCCGCUCGUCACGUUGUUACUACCAUCAACGUGUCGACCACAGGUCGACACACAUUAAAGCAGAGCCCUAUAUCAAAUUCUUGAGCUUAACUCCAUCCCGUCACAUGCCGUAUUCUAGAAGAUAAGUAGGAUUUAAGUGAUCACUGAGUUUACCGCAUAAUUUGGGAUUGACCACGAGUAGGUACUACGGUGAAGUGUGUGCUCUUGAGUGGACCACACUCCAUGAUGGAGCCUCUAUUGCUACAGCACUUUUUCCCAUGUCUAUCCUUGGCUGCGAAGGGAGAAAGAAAUGGAGGUGUGGAGCUAAAAUAAAGUGGUGGAAGGUGCAGAGGAAGAUGAUUGAUUGACAGAAAGUCGAAGCUUUACGCCAAAGUCUGCUUAUAUACGGAAUGAUGCAUUUAUAUUCCUUCUUUACAACUUCCAGCAGAUGACAUCUUGACCUUGUCCGGAGCGAUGCUUCCGGGGCAGAAUGUUGAAUGUCAUGAGCUGGAUGCUACUGAACUAUCUCCAGCAACGCAGAAGCGGAAAUUGCUCUGACAGUCCCGAUCCCCGAGUCCAGUCCCAUUUCAGUUCGUUGGACCUUGCUUCAUGUCGAAGAAAAACGAGCCCCGGUUUUUCACCAUCGUGGAGUUCAUGUCAACAGAGCCAAGUUAAAUCCUGGGGGCCAAGCAGAUGACGAAAAGGUGAAAAUCAUAUCCGCAAAUGAAUAGAGGCUUCCUGCAAUUUGACUCUUGUACUAUAUUCUCGCUAACUCUAGCGCGACCAACGUAUGAACAAAGGAGGGUAAGAAACUUUGUCAGUAGGUUUCAAACAUGAGUUUGUAAUGAGGACUGUAAUUAGGUAUAGAGGAAGUCACCGAGACACAUAGCGAGACAUCGUGUGAAUUGUAACUCUCGUAUAAUUUCUGCGUCACAAUUAUGAGAAAAUCGUCACAGCAUUAGAGAGUCCGAAAAGGUGUAGCUUUGGCACGUUAUUAUUUCUAUAUUUUAUUUAAAGAACGGUAAGUACUUUUACUUAUAAAUCUUAUCCCAUGUACAAGGAAAGCAUACCCUAUGACCCAAUAAAAUAUUAUACUGUUAUAAAAUAAAAAAUAGAAAUUUGU